Molecule: messenger RNA, 1068 nt
Organism: Pseudocercospora fijiensis CIRAD86
Lineage: Eukaryota; Fungi; Ascomycota; Dothideomycetes; Mycosphaerellales; Mycosphaerellaceae
Exons: 8
Coding region: 1-1068 (355 amino acids)
Source: RefSeq, a predicted model, not a curated record
AUGGGUCAGAAACCUCGCGUCCAAUAUUCUCGCUGCGAGAUGGAGGUGCGCGUCGCUGAUCCAUCUCGAGAUCGAGGCUUGGCGAGAAGUGUUCGGAUGAUGGAGAAAGAGAUGGGGCGGUCCCUUCCUGUCACACCCACGUCAGAUUCAGAACAGUCUUUCAACGCCGCUCCAGCGCUCUCCAUGCCUGGCAAAACUUCCCCAACGCCACACACCAUCUUCCCCCCGGACUCGGAGAAGAUCGCGCGAUCUUCUCCGCCAAGUUGCAGAGAGAAAAUUUCGAGCGUCGAGUUUGCGAAGGAUCAAAUUCUCCACGAGACAGACGGACGAAGCCAAGGAUCCACGAUCCAAAGACGAAUUUUCCCACUGAAUUGGCUUUUUGGUGGAAAUUUGGUGAGGCUUCAGUCAGUCAUUCAUCACCUCACCCCGCGACUGAACGGGGAUUGGAAGCAAACGACUCGACUCACUCACCUAUCGAGCUCAUUGGCUUGUUCGACACAGGAUCACGACUACGAACUAAUCCGAAGAUUAUUCAAGGCGGCAUCGGACUUGGUUGUGUUUAGUCAUGCGUGUGAGCUCACUUGGAAGCCGUCAGUCAGUCAUGCUGAUGAAAGGAGAAUUUGCUUGGGAAGGCGUUCGCUUUGUAUGUAUGAUACCCACUCGCGCGCGCGCGCUGCGAUGAUUCAUAGGAAACACGAGAAACGACACGCAAAGCGUUCAAAAAUCAAAGAAAAUGUUGCUCAAAGCUUGAACUUUUCGCCAUAUGAAUCCUAUGACCAUGCCGUGCUGAUGCUCCCGUCUUUCGUCCUCCAACGCCACGCUCACAUUCAUCUUAUCACCGUCACUGGCGUGUCAAUCCUUUCACCUCAUAUCAGCGUGCGCUUCACGAUGAUCCGCAUAAUCCUCCUCAGUGACCAGUACAGACGGCUAGCCUGUCUCUUCCGCGAGGCCGGCGCGACCUUGACAUCGUUGACGUACUCAGUCCAAUGCUUCGGUAUUGGCGAGUGUACUGGUCCCGGAUCGUCUUUCCAAGGCUCAUCGACGAUUGCUUCCUUGAGGUCCUUGUAG